UUUUAAAGAUCAGCCAAGGUUAGCAAGGCUAGACGUACGUGAGGCUGGUUCCCGCUCGUAUGCUGAAAGGCUAAGUGUAGUAGAUUGUCAAUAUUUUAGUAAAAUAUCUACCUAAUUAUACCAGUGACAUUAUGUCAGAUCUCAAAUUUUUAGAUAAAGAAGAUGAAGAGAUCCUGCAAGAUGGCAUCUCCAGCUCUAGAAUUACAGCAGAAGAAUUAAAACCAACUAUAGAUGGCCAAGAUGUUAAAGAAACAUGCACUGAUGCAAUGCAGGAUAUCUGUGAGCCAAUGGUUGGCCUUUGUACAGAAUGCGAUGAGAGUGAACAUGAUUUAGUAGACAGCCAGAGAGAGAACAAUGAGGAUGGAUGCAAAACAAUAAAUAAAGCCAACAUGUAUGAAAGCGAUUCAAAGAAAGAUGUAACAAACGAUGUAGAAAUAUUAUUUGACAGUUUACUGGGUAAGCAAACUGAUAAUGAAUCGCAAACAGAGAUAGAAAAAGUUAUCAAAGUUGUUGAAAUGAUAGAAUUUGAUCAAGAGCAAAUCAUUGUGGAUUUGCCGUCCCUUUCAAAUCCAAGCAAGAGGAGCCGGAAGAAAAAAGAUUCUUCCAAAAAGAAUGUAAUUUCAUCUGAGCCGCCAACUGUUCAGUGUUCGUUCUGUGUCAAGAAAUUUCAUACUAAUGAUGAGAAAGAUUGGCAUGAAAAGUACCACACAGAAGAACAACCUUUUAAGUGUGUAUAUUGUGGAAAGCGGUUCACAUCAGCCGGAGGUCAACGGUGUCAUGAACGAAAGUUUCAUACUGGAGAAAAAUUGCUUAACUGUAGAUUUUGUGAGAAAACUUUUGCCACCUCAACUGCAAUCCGUAGACAUGAACGCGUUCACACAGAUGAUAGACCAUAUGGGUGUGUUAUGUGUGAUGCAACGUUCAAAGACAGCACUGAUUUACGCCGUCAUGAACGUAGACACACUGGAGAAAAACCGUUCAAGUGUAAAAUCUGUGAUCGAGCAUUUACCGUUCGCAGUGCCAUGAACAGACAUCAGCGAGUACAUACUGGUGCGAAGCCAUUUCUCUGUGACCUCUGCGGACAUGCUUUUACUGAUCGAUUUAGUUUGAAACAACACAUUAAAGGGCACAGUCGUGGGCAGUUGUAUAAAUGUGGGGUUUGCAAUGAAGGUUUUUCGUUUCGAUACCACCUUCACACACAUAAAAAAGGAUGCGGUAGCAACCUUACGAUGAAGGAUGUUGAACAGAAGGUGACCGCGAGCAAAGCUGUGGAAAAGGAGACUAUGUUUCUAGAGGUAACAGAGAACAUUAUGGGACAACAAACUGUAUAUUAUGUGAAUCCGGUUUCUGUGUGUGACAAGCCAAGCAGUUAAAUAAAGUGUUUAAUAAUGUGCUUUUAUAGCAUUCAUAAUAUACGAUGGAAAGUUUACGCUUGGGAUUUGAACUAUGUAGUUAAAAAAUUUUGUUUUUCAUUUUACAGUAUUUAUGGCAAAUUCAUGCUUCAUUUUCUAAACCUUAAAAACAGAUUAAAUAAUAAUACAAAUAGUGGAGAUUAUAAUUGUAUAAAUGCUUCCAUGAAAUUUAGUAUUUAAAUUUUAUUUAAGAAAACCUUAUUAGUCAGAUAACUUUCAUAAUGUGAUAAUUCAGUGAUUUACAUGUGAUCUUGAGCUUUGUAUUGUAGUUACAGUAUGCUUCCUCGAAAGUAUAUAGUAAAUAAUAUAUUCAUUAAUAUUAUCAUAAAUGUGAUUAAUUUCACAUGUGGAGGCCUACAAGACUAUUGCAAAUUAUUACCCUGUACUGUAAAUACAGCUCAUUUAAAAGGAUAACUCUAGUAUAAAUUUCCAAUAAAUCAUGUUGAAAAGUUUUCUCAUAUACUGUA
Molecule: messenger RNA, 1879 nt
Organism: Anneissia japonica
Lineage: Eukaryota; Metazoa; Echinodermata; Crinoidea; Comatulida; Comatulidae
Product: zinc finger protein 32-like
Exons: 2
Coding region: 132-1373 (413 amino acids)
Biological process (GO): regulation of transcription by RNA polymerase II
Molecular function (GO): DNA-binding transcription factor activity; RNA polymerase II cis-regulatory region sequence-specific DNA binding
Source: RefSeq, a predicted model, not a curated record